Messenger RNA from Amphiprion ocellaris (clown anemonefish), 2716 nucleotides. Its product is annotated as ras-related protein Rap-2a. The transcript has 2 exons. NCBI's taxonomy places the organism in Eukaryota, Metazoa, Chordata, Actinopteri, Pomacentridae. The record is from RefSeq and is a predicted model, not a curated record. The coding region runs from base 678 to 1229 and encodes 183 amino acids. Gene Ontology annotation, cellular component: plasma membrane. Gene Ontology annotation, biological process: Rap protein signal transduction; negative regulation of cell migration. Gene Ontology annotation, molecular function: GDP binding; GTP binding; GTPase activity.
UCGGUACGGGAGCCGAGCGGGGACCGGCUGGUUACGCAGCGGCCGUGGGUCUCCACCCGAGAGUAUGGCGGCUGGAAUCGCACCGGAGAGCGGGGGAGCAGCGGAGACCCGCGAGAGAUGGUAAAAAAGCAGACAAAGAGACGCAAGUUGUGCCGUUAAAGUGUCCAAACAGUUGCGGUUUUCGGCGCCGCUUAGCCCCGAAGCGGCCGCGCUGCUUGAAAAAUUGCGCCUGCAGUUCAUUCCGGGGCUAACCCAGCGUUUUUCCCAGUGUCCUCGAUGGAGCAAGUUUGUUUUUUUUUAUGAUGCACAGAGAUGGGGGCUGAGCUAAGCAGAUGAAAACCAGCACGGUCCACAUCGUCGGGCGAUAUUUUCCUCCUCCGCUGUGCACAAUUUUUUCUGCGGUCCUCGGAUGCUCGUCUAGCUGUCAGUGUCUGGCCUGCAUGGGGGGAAUUUCUACAAUGAAAUCCAUCUUGGGGCACCGAGUCUUUGUGCUCUGCCAUAGCUGAGCAGCAGCCAGCGGCGGCGGCGGCGGUGAGCGAGACCGUGUUAUUGACAAGCCGUGCAAAAUGGGACGCGAAUGGUGACUGUGAUUCGUGCCGUGGAGCGUUUUUUGGGUUCAUUUCAAUGACGCGCGGAGAUUGAUCCCUUUACCCGACUUGAUUUCAAAAAAUCCCACGAUGCGCGAGUAUAAAGUGGUGGUCCUGGGCAGCGGUGGGGUCGGGAAAUCCGCCCUCACCGUGCAGUUUGUCACCGGGACGUUCAUUGAGAAGUACGACCCCACCAUAGAGGAUUUUUACCGCAAAGAGAUCGAGGUGGACUCGUCGCCCUCGGUGCUGGAGAUCCUUGACACCGCCGGUACCGAGCAGUUCGCCUCCAUGCGGGACCUGUACAUCAAAAACGGCCAAGGGUUCAUACUGGUCUACAGCCUUGUCAACCAGCAGAGCUUCCAGGACAUAAAGCCGAUGAGAGAUCAGAUCAUAAGAGUGAAAAGGUACGAGAAGGUUCCUGUGAUCCUGGUGGGGAACAAGGUGGACUUGGAAAGCGAGCGGGAGGUGUCGUCCAGCGAAGGUCAGGCCCUGGCCGAGGAGUGGGGCUGCCCGUUCAUGGAGACCUCGGCCAAGAGCAAAACCAUGGUAGACGAACUGUUCGCUGAGAUCGUUCGGCAGAUGGACUACGCCGCCCAGCCAGACAAGGAUGACCCCUGCUGCUCCUCUUGCAAUAUACAAUAGCCCCCUGGGGCCUCCGAGAACAGGCCGGGCAAAAAGUCCACUUAGAGGAAACUCCUUCGACUCGCAGCAGACAGAAACACACUUAGACACACACAUGCACAUGCCAAUUAAACAGAAGACAAAUUCAUGGUUGAACGCAAUGGAUUUUAACUCAAUGGAGCAUAAAAUUUGCAGUGACAUGAUUAUUAAUAACAACAUGUGAGUAAUGCAUACAUUUUGAAUGAGGAAUGCCAGGAAUUUGCCGCAAGAGAAAUUGACAAACGACAAAAAGGAACAUGCCCUCGCCUUAUGUUACUCUAUUUUGUUGUUUGUUUUUAUCUUUUCAGUUGUGGGUGGGGGGGGGGAAAUCAUCAGCAAAGAAUUACACAUCGGGAUCUCUACUCUUUAUGUUAACAAUCUGCUAUAAUGGAGUUAAAAAAAACAUUUUUUUGUCUGGUUUUGUUUGUAUUACAGUUUUUUGCACAGAACACCAAGAUGCAUUUCUUGUUACCGUGACUCAAUUGCAAGUAGCUAAUAACAGUUUCUCCGGUUGUUUCAAACACUGAGGAGUAUUUUGAUUUACACUAUGUACAAUUUUUCUCCCAGUUUAGUUUGUGUAGUGGUCGGCAGGUGGUUUUUCUACUCAUCACAGGGCUGAACCAAAGAGGUGACCUGAGGGCACCUCCAUUUUCUUAUGUUUUAUUUGUUGGUUAAAAAAGGAAUGGAGAGAAAAUGGAUAAGUCAGUGUCUUUCUUGAAACAUUGGUGCAGUCAUCUCUUUCCUAUUUUCUCACUUUGAGAUAUAAUAGUAGGCAUAGCAGAGUCUUUCACAUAUCGUGUGAUGUUUUGUUUUCCCCUCUGGGAGACUCUGACAGCAGAUUGCUGAGUAGUAAUAUAACUAACUGCUUCAUCAAGAUGGGACAAGGAGUGUUUUCAGUGUUUGAAUAUCUCUCCAAACUCGUUUCAGGAAUGGGUGACAUUUAAAGUGAAGAUGCCAACAUUUGUCAUACUUUACAUUUUUCUUUUUCCCUCCUCCGGUAUCAAUAUGAAAUGUGGCACUCCAGAGUUUCAAAAUCCCGAUGCCAUUCUUUAUGUGCUCAGAGUAUUCAGAUUCAUUAGUAACAAAUAGUAACGACAAAGGCGAUGAUAAUACGAAUACUAAACGGUAGUGUAAAUAUUUUGUAUUGAAAGUGCCAGCUCCUAUGAAGACACUGACUCAACACAUGUGGAAUUGUCAACUGUAUGCAUGGCUAGUAAACAAAAAAGGACUCUUAUCGUUUGAGAUUAAUAUAGGCUGUGGACAUGUGCAAAUCAAACACAUACACGUCUGGAUCUGGACACUGUCUCAGCUGUACAUCUAUGUUGCCACGGGAAAAAGACUUUCCCUGUGUAACCAUUUUCAUUGUUGAUUUUCUAUUUUUUUAUGUGACCAUUUACUCUUUAUCCCUCUCUGAAUGGUGACACUGUUACAUUUGACACCUAAACAAUAAAAGUGCGUUCAACACUCGA